Paramecium pentaurelia is the source of this 1010-nucleotide messenger RNA. Lineage: Eukaryota; Ciliophora; Oligohymenophorea; Peniculida; Parameciidae. The record is from the annotation of a GenBank genome assembly.
AAUGAGGAAGAAAAUAGAGAAAACAAAAAAAAGUAUUUAUUCAUAUUAAACAUUAGAACCUUGGACUGAUUAUGAGGAUUCAUAAGUUAUGCAGUUAGUUGAAUUGUAUGGUCCACAUAAAUGGACUUUUAUUGCAUCCAAAUUACCAGGAAGGAUUGGAAAAUAAUGCAGAGAAAGGUAGUCAUUCUUAUUUGAUAAUAUGAAUAGAUGGCAUAAUCAUUUGAAUCCAUUAAUUAAGAAAUCACCUUGGGAUUAUGAUGAAGAAUGGAUUCUAUUUCUAUAUCAUAAAGCAAUUAGUAACAAAUGGGCAGAAAUAGCUAAACAUUUAGAAGGAAGAACUGAUAAUGCAAUUAAAAAUCAUUGGAAUUCAGGUAUGAAAAAGAGAAUUUCAGAAUUCAAUGAAAAACUAUAGAAUAUUAAAUAAUAGUUUAUACUUAAAGGGUUGUAUCUUAUAAUUUUAUGAAGAAAGACCUUCUUAUUUUGAUCAGUUUCAGAUUGAAUUUGAAAAAAAGGCCCUUGAGAUCAUAUUUUUAAAUAAAACCUAUGUUAGUUUGUUAACAGAUUCAGAAGAAGAAAUUGAAGAACCUAAGAAAUUACCUGUUGUUUAGAGUAGAGAGAGUACUGCAUUAAGGAAAUAACAUUAUGUAAUUUUAAUUUUUAAUGAAAGAAUGAUUCAAAAAUAAGAACAAUUAUAAAACAUCCUAGAAGAAAUAGAAUGCAUAAAAAAUACCUACUUUUCAAAAAGUAAUAAAAAGAUAAUGUUAAUACAAAUAAAUAACAUAUUUUAUAAUGGACUUAAACUCCUUAGAAAUAUGAAAAGUAAAUAAUAUAUUUAUUUUAAGUGAUGAUUAUAAUUAUACACCUGCUGCAUUCAAUAAAUAAAGAAGAUUAAGUCAUAGUAGUUUUAAAUAUAGUUAACAUUAAAGCUAUGUAUAAAAAUAUAUUAAUAAAUAUAGAUGAAUGAAUCUUUUAUGGAAAGAGAGGAGCUCAAAUAGAAUCUAUUUCUUUGA